Molecule: messenger RNA, 657 nt
Organism: Physcomitrium patens
Lineage: Eukaryota; Viridiplantae; Streptophyta; Bryopsida; Funariales; Funariaceae
Source: the annotation of a RefSeq genome assembly
AUGGGACAAAAAAUUAACCCACUUGGUUUUCGACUUGGUGUCACUCAGAAUCAUCAUUCUUAUUGGUUUGCGCAACCAAAAAAUUAUUCUAAACUUCUUCAAGAAGAUCAAAAAAUGCGUAAUUGUAUUGAGAAUUAUGUAUAUAAAAAUAUAAGAAAUUCUUCAAAUUAUGGAGGAAUUGCCCGUAUUGAAAUCAAAAGAAAAACAGAUUUAAUUCAAGUUGAAAUACAUACAGGCUUUCCUGCUUUACUAGUAGAAAAUCGUAAACGCGGUAUUGAACAAUUAAAAACAGACGUACAAAGUAUUUUAACUUCUGGAGACCGUAAACUUCGUAUGACUUUAACCGAAGUAACAAAACCAUAUGGAGAACCAAAUAUUCUUGCAGAAUAUAUUGCUUUGCAAUUAGAAAGUCGAGUUGCUUUUAGAAGAACUAUGAAAAAAGCUAUUGAAUUAGCAAAAAAAACAAAUAUUAAAGGUAUUAAAAUCCAAAUUGCAGGUCGUCUUAACGGAGCUGAAAUUGCUCGGGUAGAAUGGGCUAGAGAAGGAAGAGUGCCUUUACAAACUCUUCGAGCUAAAAUUGAUUAUUGUUAUUACCCAGCUCAAACAAUUUAUGGAGUAUUGGGAAUAAAAAUUUGGAUAUUUCAAGAUGAAAAGUAG